This is a messenger RNA of Drechmeria coniospora, 1908 nucleotides long. RefSeq lists its product as uncharacterized. Lineage: Eukaryota; Fungi; Ascomycota; Sordariomycetes; Hypocreales; Ophiocordycipitaceae. Gene Ontology annotation, biological process: L-leucine catabolic process. Gene Ontology annotation, molecular function: methylcrotonoyl-CoA carboxylase activity. The transcript has 3 exons. The record is from RefSeq and is a predicted model, not a curated record. The coding region runs from base 1 to 1908 and encodes 635 amino acids. Gene Ontology annotation, cellular component: mitochondrion; methylcrotonoyl-CoA carboxylase complex.
AUGUACAUGUACUUGUGCUCGCAGCUCGGCUUAACAGCUCCCAGCCCACCACCACCAGCAACAUCACCAUCGUCAACUUCCUCUCCCAGCCCAUCCCAUCCUAUCCCCUCUCCUACCGUCCCCCAAAAGUCGCUCCAUUCGCUCGACCCAAGCUUUCACCCUUUGGUCAUGUCUCUACCCCGGCCGUCUCACCAGGCCGCCCUCCGGCUCGCUCGCCGCCAAUGGAUGCCAUCACCAAACGGCAGCAGCCGCACGUCGCAGCAUGGCCAACGCGGCGUUGCUAGGCUCACGACGCCGCACCAGGCUGCCGCCAUCUCGCGGCUGCCAACCAGCGUUGACGCCUCCUCCGAAGACUUCAAGGCGAACGCGCGCCAGAUGGGUGACGUCGUCGGCCGCAUGGAAGACCUCGUCGGCCGCAUCCAGCGCGGCGGGCCCGACAAGGCGCGCCAGAAGCAUCUCGCCCGCAAGAAGAUGCUGCCUCGGGACCGCGUCACCGCCCUCGUCGACCCCGGCACCACCUUUCUCGAGCUGUCCCCGAUGGCCGGCCAUGAGUUGUACCCCGAGGCCGAGGUGCCCGCCGGCGGAAUCAUCACCGGCGUCGGCGUCGUCGAAGGCGUCACUUGCGUCAUCGUCGCCAACGACAGCACCGUCAAGGGUGGCACCUACUAUCCCAUCACCGUCAAGAAGCACCUGCGCGCCCAGACCGUGGCCCAGGAGAACAAGCUGCCCUGCAUCUACCUCGUCGACUCGGGCGGCGCCAACCUGCCGCACCAGGCCGACGUCUUUCCCGACCAGAACCACUUCGGUCGCAUCUUCUACAACCAGGCACGCAUGUCGUCUCAGGGCAUCCCCCAGAUAUCCGUCGUCAUGGGUCCCUGCACCGCCGGCGGCGCCUACGUGCCGGCCAUGAGCGACGAGGCCAUCAUCGUCGCCGAGCAGGGACACAUCUUCCUCGCCGGCCCACCUCUCGUCAAGGCGGCCACGGGCGAGGUCGUCUCCCACGAGGAUCUCGGCGGUGGCAAGAUGCACUCGUCCGUCUCGGGUGUCACCGACUACCUCGCCGUCGACGACGCCCACGCCAUCGCCCUCGCCCGCCGCUGCGUGAGCAACCUCAACUGGCCGGCCGCCGCCGCCGCCACCGUGCCGUCCGGUGCUUCCGCCGCCGAGCCCUACGCCGAGCCCCUCUACGACCCGGCCGAGCUCCUCGGCAUCGCCGCCACCAACCUCCGCAAGCCGAUGCCGAUCCGCGAGGUCAUCGCCCGCAUCGUCGACGGAUCCCACUUCGCCGAGUUCAAGCGCGACUUCGGCACCACCCUCGUCACCGGCUUCGCCUCCAUCUACGGCCACAAGGUCGGCAUCGUCGCCAACGACGGCAUCCUCUUCGCCUCCUCCUCCGUCAAGGGUGCCCAUUUCGUCGAGCUCUGCACCCAGCGCGGCAUCCCCCUCGUCUUCCUGCAGAACAUCUCCGGCUUCAUGGUGGGCAGCGCCUCGGAGCGUGACGGCAUCGCCAAGCACGGCGCCAAGCUCGUCACCGCCGUCGCCUGCGCCGACGUGCCCAAGUUCACCGUCGUCGUCGGCGGCUCCUACGGCGCCGGCAACUACGGCAUGUGCGGUCGCGCCUACGGGCCCCGCUUCCUCUGGAUGUGGCCCAACGCCCGCAUCGGCGUCAUGGGAGGCGAGCAGCUUGCCGCCGUCAUGGAAACGGUCGGUCAGAAGGUCGACCCCGAGCUCAAGGCGCGCAUCGACCGCGAAAGCGAUGCCACCUACUCGUCCGCUCGACUCUGGGACGAUGGCAUCAUCCCCCCGCAGCACACCCGACGUUACCUAGGCCUCGGCCUCCAGGCGGCCAUGGGAGGGCGCAACGAGAUCAAGGCCGGCGAGACAAAGUAUGGCGUUUUCCGCAUGUAG